Messenger RNA from Cucurbita maxima (winter squash), 838 nucleotides. RefSeq lists its product as uncharacterized. NCBI's taxonomy places the organism in Eukaryota, Viridiplantae, Streptophyta, Magnoliopsida, Cucurbitales, Cucurbitaceae. The record is from RefSeq and is a predicted model, not a curated record. The coding region runs from base 111 to 623 and encodes 170 amino acids. Gene Ontology annotation, cellular component: chloroplast. The transcript is spliced from 3 exons.
UAAAUUGGAAAAUGGAAAUUCCCAAUCGACUUGGAAUUCUGUGAACCUCUAAUUCCCCACCGGAGCAAAGAAUAUCCGUGCCCCCGUUGUCUCGUGUCCACCACGCACAGAUGGGCACUGCGCUUCUCUCAGUUCCUGCGCCUCAGCGAGCUCCAUUCUUCCACUCCUCCUAUGCAACCUCUCCAAGAUGGUCUCAUGGACCCAGAACUUCACUCAGAUUUUCAUCAUCUAGGGGCGUCAGCUUCCUCUCUUCCUCCUCUUCUUCUGCUUCUGUUGUAGAUGAAGAAACAAAUUCUUCUCCUCCAGACGACCUCUCUCUUCAGUCUGAAUCAGACCCCGAUGCUUCUUCGUUCAGAGGGUGUAAGGCCUGUGGAAGGGAAGAAAUUGAGAGGGGAUGCAAUGGUGAUGGAAGGAUACAAGGUGGCAUUGCAACAGUCCCAGGUUUUGGUUGGUGGCCUAUAAAGGCAUACAGGCCUUGUCCUGGAUUUGUAGCAUCCGGUGGCAGAUAUAAGCGGCGUGGACAAAGCAUGGACGAGGUUACAUCUGGAGGAGCAAGGAAAGAAGCCUCUGCUGAUGCUGGCAGAAAGGACUCGUCGAGCAAGAAAAAGUCGGCGAAGGGGUAACAUAGGCAAGCUUACCCAUCCACAAGUUGAUACACAAACAGGGAGGGAAUGAAGGAUGGAUGAUGUAGAAUUGGUUUCAUGGAAAUACUAAUGUGAAGGGGUGAGAACUGAACAACAAAUUCUCACUUCUUUAGGCUUCUGUAACAUCAGAAUGCUGCAUUUAAAGCACAGAAAAUUUUCCAAUCCAUGGUUUGUUUGAAGCAUAUGAAGAUUCA